AGACGGAGUAUCGUGUUGUUGUGCCGCAAUAUCGUGUCGAGUAGACGGAGUAUCGUGUUGUUAUGCCGCAAUAUUGCGUCCAGUAGACGGAGUAUCGUGUUUCCAAGCUGUAAUAUUUAAUUGUGCGGCCAAACCAUCGUAUCUUGUAAACAGAGUAACGUAUUAAGAAUAUCGACCAUCAUAUCAUCUAGUUGUACUUUUAUUUUUGGCGUUGAUACCGCUCCAUAUCUAGCAGCGUGUCAAGGUCUUGCAACCAUGAAGUCACGUUUCGCCAUCUUCUGCAUCUUUAGCAACCUUUCAAACCACGAGUUCACAUCUUCGAGCAGCGUUUCAGGGUGAGUAUUUUGCAGUUCAGUGAUUUAUUUGAAUUCAAAAGCAUUCAACAGCACUGAAUAGAAUCGCAUUUCAACCAUCGCGUUUUGCCAUCUUCUUACAGUGUGUCAAGGUCUUGCAACCACGAGUUCACACCUUUCGCCAUCUUUAGCAGCCUUUCAAACCACGAGUUCACAUCUUCGAGCAGCGUUUCAGGGUAAGUAUUUUGCAGUUCAAUGAUUUAUUUGAAUUCAAAAGUAUUCAACAGCACUGAAUAGAAUUAUUCGGUACAAAAUUUGCAACGGGGUCGACAGACUCGAUCCAACAGAUCAGAAAGAUAAACGACAGACUCGAUCCAACAGAUCAGAAAGAUAAUGUCAGACUCAGAGUUGCAUUGAUAUUGUCAGAAAGAGAUACGAAGUUUGUUAUAUCAAUUUCCAUUUGAAUAUGUCACUCUCGAAGAUAAACAAGUCGGUGGUUACAGUUCGAAGAGGGCACUUUAUGAAUUCUGUUUUUGUCAACCCUGGUAUUUGUUCAUGUGCUGUUGAUGCUUUUUUGGAAAUAUCUACGCACUUGUUUCUUCCAUAUUUAUCAAAUCUACGUACUAGGAAUGGGUUUACAGAUCUGCUUUUCAAUGUUUGCUCACAUUAUAUCUCUUCGAGAAGAUAGUUCAUUAUUGAGGGAAAUCAGGGAGCCUGUUUGGUCAUACAUAAUAAUAGACCUUUGAAGUUCAUUUGCGGCUAGGGAUUGUAAUGCCUGUUUUAGCCAGAUAUUUGAGAAAAGAACAAUUGGUUAUCUCAAUGAAGAGGAAGAGAACCUUUUCAUGACACAAAGAACAUUUGAUUCUUUUUGUCGUUCAUGCUCGAGUUCUGUGACUUUGAAUAGCAGUAUUCUUUUGACAGUAGUGACAGCAUAUGGAUUAAACCAGUUGGGUUUAGAUAACAAUAUGUGGCCUAUUUUUGUCACUCAAAUGCACACAAAUCCAGGAAGGUUAAAUUGCACCAAUUGCCAUACUCAAACUUCUGAGCCUGUCUUAAGGAAUGUAUUAAACUCGCGUUUCCUUUUCAUUGAAUUUUCUCCUGCAUUAAUGAAAGACAUAAAUGUGUUUGAGGAGAUUGAAAUCAGUGGAGCUCAGUACAAACUGAGAGGUGUAGUGCGAUGUCACAACAACCACUUUACUUGUGCUGUUAAAGAUCAUAGUGCAUGUAAAUGGACUUACUUUGAUGAUCUUUCAGUAAAUUUGCAAGAGUUU
Porites lobata is the source of this 1564-nucleotide messenger RNA. The record is from the annotation of a GenBank genome assembly. Lineage: Eukaryota; Metazoa; Cnidaria; Anthozoa; Scleractinia; Poritidae.